Messenger RNA from Lodderomyces jiufengensis, 1527 nucleotides. RefSeq lists its product as uncharacterized. Gene Ontology annotation, molecular function: transmembrane transporter activity. Lineage: Eukaryota; Fungi; Ascomycota; Pichiomycetes; Serinales; Debaryomycetaceae. Bases 1 to 1527 code for a protein of 508 amino acids. The transcript is spliced from 2 exons. The record is from RefSeq and is a predicted model, not a curated record. Gene Ontology annotation, biological process: transmembrane transport. Gene Ontology annotation, cellular component: plasma membrane.
AUGUCUGAUAAAAGUCAUGAGACAACAGAAAUAAUAGAGAAACAUUUUAAAAUUCAAAAUCUAGAUACACAAUCAAGUGCAAGUUUAUCUGAAAAUUAUGAUCCUGUAUGCGAAACUGCAAAAUUAGCAAAUGAAUUAGGAAUAAAUCAAAAAAGACUAAAAUGGAAAGUUGAUCUUUACGUUGUUCCACCAUUUUGUUUAUUAUAUUUUUUAGCAUUUUUGGAUAGAGUCAACAUUUCAAAUGCUAAUUUAUAUGGAUUAUCAACAGAUUUGGAAUUAACUGGUACUGAUUACAAUGUAGCUUUGACUAUGUUUUUUGUUCCAUAUAUUUUUUUCGAGUUAUUAGGUAAUUAUACUAUUAAAUAUGUAACUCCACAUGUAUGGUUAUCUGGAUCAGUGUUCUUAUUCGGUUGUAUUACGAUUGGUAUAGCGUUUGUUAAAACAAAAUUUCAACUUUAUGCUACUAGAUUUUUGUUGGGUAUGACUGAGUCAGUAUUGUUCUGUGGUGUUUUUUAUGUUUUGGCAACUUAUUAUAUUCAAAAGGAAUCACUUAAAAGAUUCACUGCUUUUUUUUCGACAACGUCUUUGAGUGGUGCAGCAAGUUCACUGAUUGCUUAUCGAGUGAAUGCAUUAGAUGGUAGAGCUGGUCUUGCUUCCUGGCGAUGGUUAUUUUUAGUUCAAGGUAUAGCUACAGUUGCAUGUAGUUUUGUUUUAUUUUUCAUUGUAUCUGACUUUCCUGAAACUAAUAGAUUUUUAAGUGAUGAUGAAAGAAAAUUUAUAAAAAAGAAAUUGGAAUAUCACGCUGGUGUUAAAUCUUCAUACGAUGUUAAAAAUUCAAUAUGGGAUGCACUCAAAUGUUUAAAAGAUUGGAUGAUUUGGUUACCUACAUUAGCCUAUUUUGGUUUAGUUAUACCUUCGUAUGGUUAUGCAUAUUUUGCUGCUACUAUCAUUCAAGAUUUAGGUUACACUUCAGUUGCAGCUCAACAACAUUCAGUUUAUCCAUGGGUAUGUUCAUUUUGUGUUAGUAACAUAGUUGCAUUUUGUUCAGAUUAUACUGGAGUUAGAGUACCUUUUGUAUUAGGUGCAUGUGCUAUUGCAAUGACUGGUUUAUCUAUGAUUUUAGGUGCUACAGAAAAUCCAUCAAUAAGGUAUGGUGGUUGUUUUUUGGCAGUUUCAGGACUUUUCACCGCAAUGCCAGUAUUAGUAUGUUGGGCGGCAUUAAAUUGUGGAUCUCAUAUAAGAAAAUCAGUUGGUACAUCAUGGCAAAUUGGAUUUGGAAAUAUUGGUGGUAUUAUUGCAACUUUUAUUUUUUUAACAAAAGAUGCUCCAUUUUAUGUUCCUGGGUUAGCAACUUCAUUAGCAUCUCUUUGUUUUGCUAUUGCUUGUUCAUUAGCUUACUGGUUUAUGUGUUAUAGAUUGAAUAAAGUGAAAAAGACUAAGGCGUAUAGAGACGACUUUAAUUCAUUGAGUGAAAAAGAACAAAUUAACUUAGGUGAUAGAAAUCCUGAUUUUGUAUAUUUACAUUGA